AUGAAUAACCAAGAAGUUACGUAUGCAGAACUCAGUCAGGUUAAGGGCUCAAGAAGACAGCAAGUGAAAGCUAAGGGCACUAAAAGUGGCAUUUCGGAAACAGAGCAGGAAAUAACCUAUGUAGAAUUAAAUCUUCAAGAUGUUUCUCGGGAUCUUCAAGGGAAUGGCAAGAACUUCCAGUGGAAAGGGAAGCUCAUUGCUGACAUUCUGGGAAUCAUCUGCCUUGUCUUGAUGUCCACUGUGGUCACAAUAGCUGUUGUUCAUUCUGAUCCAUGUUUUCAUUGUCCAAAAGAGUGGAUUACAUAUUCCAAAACUUGCUAUUACAUUAGCACUGAAAGAAAACCAUGGAAUGAAAGUCAGUUGUCCUGUGCUAAGAAGUCUACCCUGCUCUCCAUAGAGGAUGAAGAGGAAAUGUAUUUGUUGAGCUUCCUCAUUCGUUCUUCAUGGAUUAGUAGAGAUUUCCGGAACAUCAGUAUUAAUUCAUCUGUGUGGCCAAAAGUCUCCACCUCCUUUCCUAAAGUGUCAUCGAUUUCUUCAGAGAGUGACAAGAAGUGUCCCUUUUUCAACUUUGACUCAAAGAAAACUUCUUUUGAACCCUGCUUGAAUCAAAAAAAAUAUGUUUGUAAGCUCUGGGCAUUUUAG
Molecule: messenger RNA, 642 nt
Organism: Enhydra lutris kenyoni (northern sea otter)
Lineage: Eukaryota; Metazoa; Chordata; Mammalia; Carnivora; Mustelidae
Product: NKG2-A/NKG2-B type II integral membrane protein-like
Exons: 5
Coding region: 1-642 (213 amino acids)
Biological process (GO): positive regulation of natural killer cell mediated cytotoxicity; stimulatory C-type lectin receptor signaling pathway
Source: RefSeq, a predicted model, not a curated record